This is a messenger RNA of Oncorhynchus gorbuscha (pink salmon), 4132 nucleotides long. RefSeq lists its product as uncharacterized. Bases 109 to 3849 code for a protein of 1246 amino acids. Lineage: Eukaryota; Metazoa; Chordata; Actinopteri; Salmoniformes; Salmonidae. The transcript is spliced from 21 exons. The record is from RefSeq and is a predicted model, not a curated record.
GGGUGGUUGUCACAGACGCUAUCUGGAUAAUUCAGAUUAGUUACAAAUGGAGCAGAUUGUAACAGAUUUCCAUUGACUGCAAACAAAACGAUCUGAUCGAGAGGCAGCAUGGAAUGGCAGGGGGACCUUCCACAGAAUCAUGCCUUUGUAGAGCUCCUGCUUCCUGGGCUUCCCAGCGAGCUGGAUAUCCAACAGCUGCUCCGAGACACAGAGGACAAACUCAAACUCAAUGCCUGCAGUAUAGAACAGAGUCUGAAGGAACUGCAGGGGAAGAUGGGUGAGUCCUGGACGGGGGAGCGUCCACCCAGCCCAACGGAAUGUCUGCAGUGGUUUAACCCACGGAACCCCAGCACCGUCAGGCCUGUCGCCACAGGAAACCAGGAGCUCCUGGACUUCCUGAAAGCUCUGCUCCAGUACCUUAGGACCGAGGAGGAGGGGCGAGAGGACGUGACCCUCCAGCUGCUCCACAACAUCUCCUCCCAGUGUGGCGUGUCCUUCCCCAACACCACCCCCUCGCCCACCCCCCAGCAGCCCGGCCCCUCGGCACACACCUCGGUCCACACGGUCAGGGACGACAGUGCUCUGGAGAGCCAUGAGGUGUGGGACGAGGUACGGCUCCGGCUGCGGCGCCACCUGCUGGACAGACUUUCCUGUCCCCUCCCCGUCCCUCAGCGCAUCUACUGUCUGCAGCAGCUGUUCUUCCUCUACCCAGAGUGGGAGGUGCUGACGCUCUACCAGGGCCUGAGGAGCCAGGCUGUCCUGUCUCUGCUCCACUCUGCCCUGGCCUCCAGCCCCGGUGGGAUGGGGCUCCGUGCUGCCGCCCCAGCCCUGUGCUCAGCCCUCAGGGAGGAGCUCCAGGUCCUCAAUGGGGUGGCCAAGCCCCAUACCAUUCUGGGUUUCCUGAAUGCUGCCUACCUGAACCCUGUGUCCCAGGAGCUGGGCGCCAUGAUGGAGAGAGAGUGUGAGAAUGCCCUAAAGGACAACACUACACUGAGCGGUGGCAAGGGGAGGAAGAGCUCGGCCAGGACCAAGGCUACUGUAGCGCCUCUGGAGCUGCCCCCCAGGAGAGACAGGAACUUCAGCCUAACAUCUCACCAGCUGAAGGUCCUGACCCAGCUAGCCUGCACUCUGCUGGGCCUGGAGAGCCAAGUGGACGAGCUGGCCACUCAACUGGCAUUCAUCAACUGUGCUGGGGAGACUCCCUGCAGUGUUAGAGGAAUAUUGAAAAAGACCAAAGACGACUUGGAUAUGACCACUGUCGAUGGUAGCAAGACCACGGCAGAGACGCUCUUCCAGAGUCCGGAGGCCAUUGUUCUGGAGUUUGAUUGGAGGGCUGCUUUCAGGAAGCUGGUGCCCCAUAUGGCUCACUGUGUCAAGGUGGUGCUGGAGGAUGUGUGCACCAAGAGUCUGCAGCAGGAGGAGCUGUCACACACAUCUGGCUCCGCCCACGUGGUCCUGACUAGCACACCCCACGGAGAUGACUCCUCCCUCACCUGCCCAGAGAGGGACCGCCCCAAGAUGGUCGCCAAGUUCUGUGGCGACAUCAUGGGGGAGUGUGAUGCCCUCCUGCCCCUGGCGGAGGCGUGUGGAGAUGCCGCCCUCCUGGAGGUGCGCUGCAGCUUCGUGGAGGUGUGUGCCUGGGUCACGUCUGCCAUCCUGGGCCGUGUGGAGGAACGGGCAGGGGAGGUGCCCUCUGCUGCCCCCUUGAAGAACCUUAUUGCUCUGCUGGGCACCACUAUGUACAUCCACCAACGGCUGUGUCACUAUGAGGCUCAACUCAGAGAGACUAACCCCACCGCAGCCAGAGUCCCCAUGACACUGCUGCCCAUCCAGAGGUACCAGGAUGUGACGGAGGGCCUGAGAGAGCAGCUGGCCAGCUACUGUGUCCAGGUGUGCACCAGCACUAUCCUGCAAGACGCAGAGAGCCACCACUGGGCUGACCCCAAACCCUUCUACGAGGGUGAUAGGUGUUCAUUCUCAGUGCAGAUGUGGCACUACUUCCUGACUGGGCUGCGUACUGACCUGUGGUUGGCUGUGCCAGGCUCUGUGGGGCGGGAUGUGCUUGCUCAGGUGACCAGUGAGAGUCUGCAGGUUCUGGUGCAGAGGUACUCCAGGGCACGGCCCUCCUACAAGAGGCACCUGCAGAUCAGGUGUGACAUCACGGUGGUGCUGCUGUGUGUGGAGCAGCUCAUGUGGAGUGUGUGUGAGCGACCCGAGGCGCUGGCUCAGUCAGAGCAAUCAGUGGCGGGCUGCGUCUGGGUCGCCUCAAUCCACAGCCUGUGUGACCAGCUCCUGACCACGCUGGUCAUCGUGACCGCACCCCUGCCUCAGCUCUACUGGACUUUCCAGUACAGACCUGGAGAGGGCUCCGCGCCAGCUCUGGCCCAUUCCCCAGGCAGCCCUGGCAUACACUGGCUCAGUGCCAUCCACCCUGGCCUGUUCACCCAGCAGGCAGCACGGGAGGGCCUGGCGGGCGAAGCGACCUCCGAGUGCCAGCUGAGGCUGCUGACCUCUGACCCAAGAUGCAGUCCCAGGUUGCUGCUGACCGCCAUCCUGCACAGAGACUGUCACCUGCUGCGCGUCCUCCUGGAACAUUCCCAUUUCUGCAUGGAGGAGGAGGCAGAUGCUGAUGCUGUGUCUCCUGUGAAGAGCGAUGCUGGAGAUGAGUUUAUGGAGGCUGUGUACAACGUGCUCAGCUCUCUGAACAAUGUCCCUAAAGCCCUGACUCUGGCCCUGGAGACUUACUUUGACAGAGGACACUUAUGGGACUAUCUAUACAGCCCGGCAGAUUCAGUGCGGCCUGUCCCCGUGGUGAUCAGCUUUAUUCGGGCAGUGGUCAACCAGCCUGUCCACUGCCUUCUGGGCCAUCUGGUCACCAUGGUCCUGGCUUGGCAGGCCUCUGAGGAUCCCUGUUCCUCCCUGCUCAGACGGGACGUCCCAGACAACAUCCUCACUAAAGUCCCCAAGGAGUGGAGCUAUACCCUUCAGACACCCAAGGGGAGGGAAUCAGCUAAGAGUGUGGUGAAUCUGGCCCUCCAGGCCCUCUCCUUUAUCUACACCAACCUGCCCUCGGCCGUGGCUUCCCUCCCCCUGCCAGUACGCUUCCUCUUCCACACUGCAGAGAAACACCUUUCCCAGCAUGCUCGGCAGCUGCGCUCCACAGGCCUGCUCCUCUGGGCCCUCCUUAGCUGUCUCUGCCAGUGCCUGGAGGACCCCAACUCACUGGAGCUGCUGUGCGGCUUGCCUUUGGACCGGGGGGCCAAGGAGAGACUGGCCCUGCUGUCAGAGUGCCUCCAGGGGACCAUGGGCCAUGGCCAGCAGAAGGGUGUGCCCAAGCCCACUGUGCACAAGGUACUUCAGGCUCUGGAGGAGAGGAGGCCCAAGUGGUGCUCCAUGCAGCUGCAGAAAGCCCGCAAGCUCUGCUCCGAGAGUGCGUUUGAGUGGGGCGAGAGUGGUGUUCCACAGGAGGGGGGCGGCGGUGUGGCUGAGGCGACUGAGCAGAAAAUAGGGCUGAUACUCCUGGAGAUUUGCCACAAACCAGGUGGCUCCGAGUACCUGAGGCAAAUCUAUCAUAUCAUCCAAGUCAAUGAGCCACUGUUGAGGUCCAAGCUGUGUGUGUCCAGUGACCCCCCAAUUGACUCUCCUCAGACAGUGACCUUUGACCUGGGAACAGACAGCCCUGGUCACCCCUCACUGCGGUUCAACCCCCUCCACCAGUUUGACCACAUCGGCAGCAACAAGUUAGACCAGGCAGCCGUGGGAGACUGGGCCUGGGACUGGGCCACACUGCUGCCAACUUACCAGGGGAUGAGUCAGGUGACCUUGAGAGCACUCCUGGUCAACAGGUGACAGUCCACUGGCUCGGUGAUAGAGAGAGGGAGAGAUGGAGAGGGAGAAAAGACUGAGAAAAAGAGGCCGUGGAGAAGAGAGCAGACAUGUGCGAAGGGCCCCAUGCAUCAAGUGCACAUAUUUACAUAAACAAAUCCUCCCCGUAUAGACGGUAAUUACCACGGUGACAGUGCAGGAGAGGAAGAGAAAGAGGAUGUCUGAUUCGGCCAGAUACACACAAUGACUGAGGCAGAAACUCCAUCAAAGCGCUCGCAUGGAGGAGCCCGCUCUUUUGUAUGCAUGG